UAUCUACGCGACUGCUCAGUGGGGCAGGGGUGUACGGCACAACCUCACACAACUAACCAACCACGGAGGCACCGCACAGCACCAUACACACCAUAUGCAUCCACACUAGGCUCUCAUUCCACCUGCCUACUGUCAUUCUGCUGGACGAAGUGCUCAAUGUCUUCUCUUCCGCCAGACGUGGCUGACGCGCGCAAGAACCGCGUCAACAAUGAAAUUCUUGGUCUCUUCAAACGUGCUCCCCAGAAAUCGGAAGCGUCUAGUCGUUCCUUCAGAGGUAUGGGUUUCUACACACACGUUGCAAAUUCUCCAUCAGCCGAAAAUGCAGCAGCCUCUUUACAACCACAGUUCCUGCCAUCGGGAGGGCCGUCCCAAUACAAUCGCAAGGCUAUGCUAUCAGGAGAACUACCCGAAGAGAUCAAGGCAAUUCACCGUGACAUGGCCCAAAUUUUGGAGCGUGAGAGAGAGCUCAUCAGUCGCGAAAUCAUUCCUAACCCCAGUGAUAAAUAUGGAGAGUUUGUCUUGCCGGUAGCGCCACUGCGACUACCCCGUCGGAUAUGUCAUGGCGAUCUUAUGACUCUGAGGCACUUUCUUCUGAGUAACAUGGGUCUCAACAUUGUGGAAUUUGCCAGAUUGAAAAAGAUGUUGGGUGAGAGCAGGUGGCCACCGAGGCUUGCUUCGGUUGAGGCCUACAAUGCGUCCACGCAAAAACCGUGGUCAGAUCAUAAUCUCAACCCUCUGACCGUGUAUAAUAAAAAAAAGCCCGAUAAUCCCGGUGUCGAGAAUCCGAUGUGCAAGCAACUUGGUUUUCCGACAGGAGCAACAGACACACCGCGCGUAAUCACGCGUGAGCAGCCUGUACGAGGUGAAGAUCUUCGUCGUGCUGUGCUAAGAAAAACGAUUGCUAGUGGAAAGCCAUCAUACGACAGUAGUCGAGAUCCGAGGCGGAAAGGACGGUGA
This is a messenger RNA of Periconia digitata, 957 nucleotides long. NCBI's taxonomy places the organism in Eukaryota, Fungi, Ascomycota, Dothideomycetes, Pleosporales, Periconiaceae. The record is from the annotation of a GenBank genome assembly.